AUGGUUCCUCCACCCGCAGAUUCACACGUCGAUGUCCUCAUCGUCGGUGCUGGCCCGGCAGGGCUGAUGGCUGCUACCUGGAUGAGCCGAUGUGGAAUCAAGACUCGCAUCGUUGAUAAAAGAGGCACCAAGAUUUUCAAUGGACAAGCCGAUGGUCUGCAAUGCCGAACGCUCGAAAUUUUUGACAGUUUUGAUUUUGGACAUCGAGCCUGGCGCGAGGCUAACCACAUGCUCGAAGUCUGUCUAUGGAAUCCGGACGAGCAAGGGGUUUUGCGUCGAUCUGAUCGGGUUGCUGAUACUCCUUCGGGUCUUAGUCGCUUCACAGAGGUGGUACUACACCAAGGUCGCAUUGAGCGUUUCUUUUUGGACUCUCUGAAAGAGCAUUCUGACAUCACAGUUGAACGAGGCGUGCUACCAGAAAGCAUUACUCUUGAUGACGUUGAUGCUUACGACAGGAAGGCAUACCCCAUCACCGUCAAACUCCAGCAUCUCACUGAGGAGGAAGCAAUCCCGGCAGAGAGCAAGGUCCACUCCAACGGGUCAGACGUACAGAACGGACUCUUCAGAAGCAACCUUGCCAAAGACGACACGGAAGGUAUCAUCAAUGCAGCAAAGAAAAACCCGAGGGCAGGAUCGCUUGAAACAGUCAAAGCAAAAUACGUCAUUGGCUGUGACGGUGCGCAUUCCUGGGUUCGCCGUCAGUUGGGAUUUGCAAUGGAGGGUGAACAGACGGAUUAUAUCUGGGGCGUUUUGGACAUUAUUCCCGUCACAGAUUUUCCCGACAUUCGAAUGAGGUGCGCAAUUCACUCGGAAAAUUCGGGCAGUGUCAUGGUCAUUCCACGCGAGAACAAGCUGGUUCGGCUUUAUAUCCAAUUAACAACGACAGAAAAAGGAGAAGCACAGUAUGACCGGUCACAGAUCACUCCUGAGAUGAUUCUCAAGAGCGCCCAAAAAAUCAUGGCGCCUUACAAGAUCGAGUAUACGUACUGUGAUUGGUGGACAGCUUAUCAAAUUGGGCAGCGUGUCGGUUCCAAGUUCUCCAAAAAUGAAAGGAUCUUUCUCGCAGGCGAUGCGGUCCAUACACACUCGCCCAAAGCUGGCCAGGGUAUGAAUGUUAGCAUGCAAGACACAUACAAUCUGGGCUGGAAAGUGGCCCUCGUUGCCAAAGGCAUCUGCGAUCCUUCAAUCCUCAAAACAUACCAGUCAGAACGACGAAAGAUUGCGCAGGAUUUGAUUGACUUUGACCACAAAUUCUCACGACUGUUUUCCGGACGACCGGCUAAGAAUAUCCUUGACGAAGAGGGUAUUAGCAUGACGGAAUUCAAGGAUACCUUCAAGAAAGCGCAGUUGUUCACUAGUGGGAUCGGAGUCGAUUAUGGCACCAGCAUGAUAGUAGCCAAGGAAGGGGAUAGCACAGCCCAGGGCGACGGAACAAACGUGAGCGGAAAGAAGACGCAAGUCGCUGGGAAACAGUCCCUAUCAUCCGUGAUCAAGAUUGGCACGCGCAUGCCCAGCUUCCAGGUCAUAAACCAGGCCGACGCUCGGCCAUGGCAAUUUCAAGAGAUCCUGAAAAGUGACGGCCGCUGGCGCAUAAUCGUCUUUGCUGGGAAUAUCAAAGACCCCCAGCAGUCUGCUCGUGUCCAUGCACUCGGCGAGACACUCUCUCAGUCAGAGUCAUUCCUCCGUCGUUGCACUCCGGCAGAAGCUCCAAUUGACUCUAUCGUCGAGGUCCUCACAAUUCACUCUGCCCCUCGACAAGAAGUUGAAUUGAGCGACUUUCAUGAAGCUUUUCAUCCAUUCCAAAAAGGAAUCGGCUGGGAUUAUUGGAAGAUUUACGUCGACGACAUGUCUUACCAUGAAGGCCAUGGUCAAGCGUAUAAAAACUACGAUGUCGAUCCGGAAAAGGGCUGCAUAGUUGUCCUGCGGCCAGACAUGUAUGUGUCGUGGAUGGGAGAUUUGGAGGACACGGUCGAUAUGCAGAAUUUCUUUGAGGGGUUUUUGCUUUCUGUCAAUUAA
Talaromyces rugulosus is the source of this 2016-nucleotide messenger RNA. RefSeq lists its product as uncharacterized. Bases 1 to 2016 code for a protein of 671 amino acids. The record is from RefSeq and is a predicted model, not a curated record. Lineage: Eukaryota; Fungi; Ascomycota; Eurotiomycetes; Eurotiales; Trichocomaceae. The transcript has 10 exons. Gene Ontology annotation, molecular function: FAD binding.